CCUGUUGGAAACGUUUGCCAAGAAUUAUACAACGGAAAACCAGAAAUUGUAGCACUCGAAAUUCUCCGAUUAUCGUCUCCUUUCAUACUUUAAUCCUAUGUCUUGCAUCACUUGUAUGCGAUUCAACACUCUACCUCAUCCCCACCAUGUCAGGUGUGGUUUUCACACAUUAGACGUUCCUGUUGCUUCUUCUACUCGCUUUCACUUGCGGUUUCAUUUGAAGCAUGCUCAAAUCACAGGGGAAUGUCUACAACUCCGGUGUGUACGUGGUGGCGAUCCUCAUGGGUUAUCAGAUCUUUCCAGCAGCUCCGUAGAACACGAAGGGGAAGGCAAUGAAAGUCAAGGAAAGUCAUCCUCAUCACAUGAGAUAUUGGAAAAGCUUAGAAGAUAUGGAAUUUCAGGGAUAUUGUCCUACGGGCUACUGAACACUGCUUAUUAUCUUUCUGCCUUUCUCAUCGCUUGGUUCUACAUUGCCCCAGCACCUGGGAAGAUGGGUUAUUGGACAGCGGUUAAAAGAUUUGUGAAAUUGAUGGCCAUGGUCUGGGCUGGAAGCCAAGUAACUAAACUUGUGAGAGCAGGAGGGGCUUUAGCACUUGCACCUCUGGUUGACAAAGGUUUAACCUGGUUCAUGGCCAAAUUCAAGUUCAAAUCACAGGCAAAGGCCUUCACGGUGAUUGUUGGGUGCUGUUUCGGGAUUGCAGCUGUGUUGUUUAUCGUUGUGACGCUGCUUUCGGCCUAAACCUUCUUUGUUCCUAUUUAUUUACCCUCAAGACAACAUUCACCCAACCUCUCUAUAGCAUUUUGGUCUGAGAUUUGAAUCGUUAGAAGGGCAUUUAUGUCAUUUUCUACCUUUUUCAUGAGUAGUUGUAACCAACCAGAUUUGGCAAUCAUAAGCUAACCUAUUUUUUAACU
Molecule: messenger RNA, 912 nt
Organism: Cynara cardunculus var. scolymus (artichoke)
Lineage: Eukaryota; Viridiplantae; Streptophyta; Magnoliopsida; Asterales; Asteraceae
Exons: 9
Coding region: 98-739 (213 amino acids)
Source: RefSeq, a predicted model, not a curated record